UCUGUAAGUCUUAGAUUGAGUCUAUAGGUUUGUCAGUCAGGGGUCAGAGUCUACGUGGUGAGGUUUGGAACCACUAACCCGGUUGUACACUUAUCACCAUGGUUGAGACCCGCCAACGGACGAUUACUACCCCUUAUACUGCUGAGCAGCAAGCAAAGAUGGCCGCCUUAGUGAAAGAGAACAGGGAGAGACAAGAGCGUGAAAAGCAGGCGAAGCUAAAGGCUAUCGCAGACGAGCGGGCGGCAAAGAUGAAGGAAGUGGAGGAGGAGAUGAAGAAGAAGGAGAAGGCUGUUGAAGAAGAAGCGGCAGCAGAAGAGGAAAAAGAAAGGAUGAGGAUUGAAAGCAGAGAAGGGAGCAGUGGCACGAAGAAGGACACAGACGCUGAGAUUGAGAAGAAGAUCAGCGAGUGGGUUGCUAACUUAUCGUUGGGGGAAGAUGAAGAGGCGGAGUCAUAUGUGACUGAGGAUGAGAAGGCCGCAUUGGCCGCUGAGCUAGCAACCAUGACAGAUCCAAUGGAGCGAAGAGAGAGGGAAGACGAGCAAAAGUUGCAGUGGAAGCUGAGAAUGAAGAGGGAGAAGAGGAGGAGGAGAGAAGAAGUGAAUAAGAUGACCGCAGCAGUCGCGAAGGUGCAGGAAUGUAGAGCGGAGGUAUUGGCCCAGCCAGAUGAUAAGGCCAAGUGGGAUAAGGUACUGGGGUACCUGGAAGUGUUGAGCAAGGCCUGGAUGGAGGAGCGCCAGGCUAGUUGGAGUCAGGAUGUAGCAUUGAGUGCCAUGCGGUUAGGAUUUAGAGAGUUUGCGCGCGAGAUCGUCACCCACAUUGGGGGCGAAGUGAAACAGUUGAGGGACAAUGUAGGGAAGUAUUGUGAAGGCGCCAUUGAGGGUGCCAAAGCCAUAGCUGCUGCAGAGGGCGAAGGUAGACCCCGCAAAGAGCCUGUAAAGCUCAAGUUUCCAGGCGCGUACGGGGGAAAGAAGGAAGAAAACUUUGACAACUGGGAAGCCACUGUCAACAGUUAUAUCUAUUUGCAGCAUAUCCUAACUGAGGAGCAAGUCCUCGUGGCCUUCCAAGCCCUCAAGGACGAACCAGCUAGUUUCGCUAGGUCUCUUGCGCGUACAGCCGGUUGUGAAAACAACCUGGUUGCGUAUUCCAAAGUCACUCCUCUCUCCCAAUUCCUCAAGCUCCUCAAGGAGCGGUUCGCUGACMCAACKCGAGGCAUUARAGCCUCUGAUAAGCUCCAAACGAUUCACUCUCGGCAGUGGAGGAGUGCUAAGGCACUCAAGGGUACUAUGGACGACUUGGUAGCCGUCUUGGGGAAGCUUAGAGAGGCUAACUUCAAGAUCAACGCGAAGAAGUGUGAGUGGGCCAAGACACAAGUCCUGUACUUGGGCCACAUAUUAGACGGAGAUGGCAUCAAGCCAGAGGACAGCCAGAUAGUGGCGAUUAGAGAUUGGCCAACGCCCCGCACAUUGACACAAUUGCGGUCAUUCCUAGGCCUAGCUAACUACUACAGGAAGUUCGUGAGGAACUUCUCCACUAUCGCCGCUCCCUUGCGCAGGUUGUUGAAGAAAGAGACAAUCUGGCAAUGGGAUAAAGACUGUACGUCUGCGCUCAAGAAGCUAAAGCGCGCAUUAAUAGAGUAUCCUGUCCUCAAGGUUGCAGAUCCGUCCUUGCCAUUUGUCGUCACCACGGACGCGAGUCUGUAUGGGAUAGGCGCCGUGUUGCAACAAGAUGACGGCAACGGCUAUAGACCCAUAGAGUUCAUGUCCGAGAGGAUGCCCUGUGAGAAGGUCGCUACCUCCACGUAUGAGAGAGAACUCUACGCUCUCAGGCAGGCUUUAGACCAUUGGAAGCACUAUCUGCUUGGGAGGCACUUCAAAGUGUAUUCAGACCACGAAACGCUUAGAUGGUUAAAGACUCAGGCCAAGAUGACACCUAAGUUGACUAGGUGGGCCGCAAAGAUAGACCAAUUCGACUUUGAGCUCAAGCCAGUGAAGGGCAAGUACAACAUAGUUGCGGAUGCUCUGAGUAGGAGAUUAGACUACUUUGGAGCUGUACUACACUAUCUGGAUAUAGGGAGAGACCUGCAGGGGAAAGUGAGCCAAGCAUAUGCGCAGGACCCUAUCUAUAGCGACCUCCUAAAAAGAGUUAGAGAGGCCCCAGAGACUGAACCAGAUUACCGCACUACAUAUGGGUUGUUGUUUGAGAAGACUACUGUGUUUGACUGCCUGUGCGUUCCCAACAGCGAAGAGAUCCGCAGUUUGAUUUUAGGGGAAUGCCACGAUACUGAAGGGCAUUUCGGUUGGCAAAAGACAUUAGCCAACCUGAUGCGUGCGUAUACCUGGCCAGGGAUGAAGAAUGACUGCAUAGAGUAUGUCCGCAGUUGUAAAGUGUGCCAGAGAAAUAAGUCUACUACACGCGCGCCCUUAGGUCUUCUCAGGCCCUUGCCUAUUCCGGAUCAGCCGGGAGACUCAGUGUCUAUAGACUUCAUGGACACGAAAGUCAAGAGUAGACAUGGUGAGGUUUUCAAACCUCACCUCUUGGUUUCCAAGUUGAAGAACAAGCCAGAGGUAAGCGGAUCAGUCCUUGUUGAUGUAAACAACUCUGGCAUGUGGAGUGGCGGCACGAUCACAUCAUACCUCAAGGAUACGAUCGAGUGCACGCGUCAGACAACGUUUGAAAGAGAACAUGUGUUGCUUCUCAUGGACAGUUAUGGUCCGCACCUGAAACUGCGUGAAAAUACAAAACUGCAGAGGCAGAACAUUCAUGAGCUGAUCAUCCCACCGAACUUGACCAGUGUGCUCCAACCGCUUGACGUUUGCGUCAACAGAUCCUUCCAACAUCAUUACGCUCAAAAGUAUGAAGCAUAAAUGUCCUUCUUAUUGAAUGGUGACAGACUGGGUCUGUGAGUGGGUGAAAACGCAAACAAAGGAAAACAUUGCAA
Molecule: messenger RNA, 2938 nt
Organism: Chara braunii
Lineage: Eukaryota; Viridiplantae; Streptophyta; Charophyceae; Charales; Characeae
Source: the annotation of a GenBank genome assembly